AUGCUCAUCUCCUUUAAAGCUAAUGAUAUUGAAAAGGCAGUUCAGUCCCUGGACAAGAAUGGGGUGGAUCUCCUCAUGAAGUAUAUUUAUAAAGACUUUGAGAUCCCCUUUGACAAUAGCAACACUGUGUUAUUGCAGUGGCAUGAAAAGGCACUUGCUGCUGGAGGAGUGGGGUCCAUCGUUCGCGUGUUGACUGCCCAGAGAACCGUGUAG
Molecule: messenger RNA, 213 nt
Organism: Pipistrellus nathusii (Nathusius's pipistrelle)
Lineage: Eukaryota; Metazoa; Chordata; Mammalia; Chiroptera; Vespertilionidae
Source: the annotation of a GenBank genome assembly